ACCGCCAACCAACAAGGGCAACUACUCUAAAUAUAUAAAUACGUGGAAACAGAUUUCAAAGCAAUCUUUGUCACAAUUUUAAAAUUUAACAUGUUACAACAACGCUAGAUCAAGAAAUACUUUAAAUAAAAGGUCUAGAUCUAGAAAUCUAGUAAGCCUACUAACAAGUUAAUAUAAAGAGUAUCACAAUUCAAUUCUAUUUGAAAAAGUUGGGUAUAAAAUUACAAUUUGUUAAAAAAUGAUGCAAGUUACAGAUUUUCAAAAAAUUGGAGUGGGUCUGGCUGGGUUUGGCAUUGCCUUUCUGUUUUUGGGCAUGCUGUUGUUCUUUGACAAGGGUCUUCUGGCUAUUGGCAAUAUACUUUUUAUAAGUGGACUUGCGUUUGUCAUUGGUCUAGAGAGGACGUUUCGUUUCUUCUUUCAAAAACACAAACUGAAAGCUACAGCAUUUUUUGUUGGAGGGAUGUUGGUGGUCCUGCUGGGUUGGCCCAUUGUGGGCAUGUGUGUUGAGCUGUAUGGCUUCUUCUUACUCUUCAGUGGAUUUUUCCCUGUGGCUGUCAACUUUCUACGACGUGUCCCUGUCAUAGGAACAUUUUUAAAUCUGCCUGGCAUUAGAUCUAUUGCUGACAGAAUUGGAGAAUCUGGCUCAAUGGACAGUGUGUAAAUUUGUGCAGAGAAAUGUGCUGGUCUUCUGGGGUUUGGCAAGCUUUUCUAUCACAGUGUUGCUCACUGGAUGGUGUUAGUGUUGUCAUAAGAUUAUGUUGGUGUCUGCUAGUUUGGUGUUGUUAUAAGAAUAUGUUGGUGUCUGCUAGUUUGAAUGGUGUUGGUGUUGUUAUAAGAAUAUGUUGGUGUCUGCUAGUUUAAAUGGUGUUAGUGUUGUUAUAAGAAAAUGUUGGUGUCUGCUAGUUUAAAUGGUGUUUUUAUAAGAAUAUGUUGGUGUCUGCUAGUUUAAAUGGUGUUAGUGUUGUUAUAAGAAUAUGUUGGUGUCUGCUAGUUUAAAUGGUGUUAGUGUUGUUAUAAGAAUAUGUUGGUGUCUGCUAGUUUAAAUGGUGUUAGUGUUGUUAUAAGAAUAUGUUGGUGUCUGCUAGUUUAAAUGGUGUUGUUAUAAGAAUAUGUUGGUGUCUGCUAGUUUGAAUGGUGUUGGUGUUGUUAUAAGAAUAUGUUGGUGUCUGCUAGUUUAAAUGGUGUUGUUAUAAGAAUAUGUUGGUGUCUGCUAGUUUGAAUGGUGUUAGUGUUGUUAUAAGAACAUGUUGGUGUCUGCUAGUUUGAAUGGUGUUAGUGUUGUCAUAAGAUUAUGUUGGUGUGUCUGUUACAUGAAGCUACUAAAUUCGUGCUAGCCUAUUAAGUUUGCGUGUGUCAGAUUUUGUUCAGCUUUGACUCACUGUUGUAUGAGAAUAAAAGCAGUAGAUUUCUCGAGUCUGUCCUUCAGUCUGUGAGAAUAAAAGCAGUAGAUUUCUCGAGUCUGUCCUUCAGUCUGUGAGAAUAAAAGCAGUAGAUUCCUUGAGUCUGUCCUUCAGUCUGUGAGAAUAAAAGCAGUAGAUUUCUCGAGUCUGUCCUUCAGUCUGUGAGAAUAAAAGCAGUAGAUUCCUUGAGUCUGUCCUUCAGUCUGUGAGAAUAAAAGCAGUAGAUUCCUCGAGUCUGUCCUUCAGUCUGUGAGAAUAAAAGCAGUAGAUUCCUCGAGUCUGUCCUUCAGUCUGUGAGAAUAAAAGCAGUAGAUUCCUCGAGUCUG
Messenger RNA from Physella acuta, 1726 nucleotides. Its product is annotated as vesicle transport protein GOT1B. Lineage: Eukaryota; Metazoa; Mollusca; Gastropoda; Physidae. The record is from RefSeq and is a predicted model, not a curated record. Gene Ontology annotation, cellular component: membrane; endoplasmic reticulum. Gene Ontology annotation, biological process: retrograde transport, endosome to Golgi; endoplasmic reticulum to Golgi vesicle-mediated transport.